Messenger RNA from Didymodactylos carnosus, 1104 nucleotides. Lineage: Eukaryota; Metazoa; Rotifera; Eurotatoria; Philodinida; Philodinidae. The record is from the annotation of a GenBank genome assembly.
AUGACAUCGAUUCCGUUAAAAAAGUUAACGUUAUAUAAAAAUGAUUUGGGUUAUUUUGAACGAAGUAUCGUGGUGGAAAAAGAUGCAGGAAAACUUGUGUUAGAAAUACCAAAAGUACAGAAAAGGUUGAUUAUUGAUACAUUGUGCGUUAACUAUUCAAAACCAGUUACAGUCAACUACGAUGUUGAAGAACAUGAUGAAUUUUUAGCAGAAAAUCGUAAAGAAGAAAUUUACAAUUUUGAACAAACAUCGAAUUUUGCUGAAUUUUUAACAUCGUGUAUUGGUUGUGAAAUACAAUUAACAUCAAAUAAACAAAAUGUUAAUGGUACCAUACUCUUAGUAGAUAAGAAGAAUACAACUGUUACAAAUGAACGAUUAGAUAAAACAUUUGAAUCAGUAAAACAUAUUCUUCAUGUUCUACAGUCUACUGAUCAAUGUAUAUACAACUUUGAUUUGGAUUUGGUUGAAUCAAUUAAAUUUAUCGAUCCUUAUUUACAAGACCAGUUAACAAAAAUGUUAGUCAAAGUAUCGAAUAAUCGAAAACCAAGUUUAAGACAGUCAGAUGAUGUGAAAGUCCAUUUUGAUAUUGAAAAUCCAACAGAUGAACCUAUUAGUAUAUCAUAUAUGUUUCCCACAAUUGAAUGGAAAUGUCUUUAUCGACUUGAGGUUGAUUCAAAUAAAUCGGCUGCUCAAAAAAUACCAACUACAAAAAUCAAUUUGACAUUAUUUGGUUUAAUUAAGAAUUCAACAAAUGAAAAUUGGACUAACGUGGCACUCAGUUUAGUAGCCAAUGAACUAGAAAUAUUAAAAAAUAAUAAACAAUCGUCCGUUGCUGCUUCAGUUCUAUUCAAAUCAAGUGGCUAUCAAAUCUACUUAAAGACGCUAACUGGAAAAACAAUCACACUUGACGCAUCUCCAUCAGACACAAUAAGUACUGUGAAGAGAAAAGUUGAAGAUAAAGAAGGUAUUCCGCCUGAUCAACAACGUAUGAUAUUUGCUGGCAAGGGAUUAGAAGAUCACAGAACGUUAAGUGACUACAAUAUACAAAAAGGUAAAAACAAAACAAAACAAAACACAAAAAUCACAAAAAAAAAUAUACUUUGA